This is a messenger RNA of Brienomyrus brachyistius, 1710 nucleotides long. It is a transcript of the gene dhrs7b, whose product is annotated as dehydrogenase/reductase (SDR family) member 7B. Gene Ontology annotation, molecular function: oxidoreductase activity. NCBI's taxonomy places the organism in Eukaryota, Metazoa, Chordata, Actinopteri, Osteoglossiformes, Mormyridae. The transcript has 7 exons. Bases 57 to 1046 code for a protein of 329 amino acids. The record is from RefSeq and is a predicted model, not a curated record. Gene Ontology annotation, cellular component: membrane.
ACCUCUGAUUGGUGACCUCGACAUGACCAGCGAUACACUUCCGGUUUCUCUGCGACAUGAUGGUAAGGUCCCCCAGGAGGAGUGUAUCUAAGUACUGGGGGAUGGAUAAGAUGUUUGGAAGCAUUGCCCCCGUGCUGCUGAUUGGCUUAGGAGGGCUGGUGCUGUACCGACUAAUUAAGAGGCUCCGGCAGAAGGCCUGCAUGCAGGACGCGGUGGUGGUCAUCACUGGUGCCAGCUCUGGCUUGGGCAAAGAGUGUGCCCGGGUCUUCCACGCCGCUGGGGCCAAGCUGAUCCUCUGCGGUCGGAAUCGGAAUCUUCUGCAGGAGCUCGUCGAGGAGCUGGGCGCUGUGGUGGACAGCAAACAUAAGUCUGACACUUCACAGACCUACACACCCAGCAUCGUAACCUUUGACCUGUCAAAAGUCGAGGAGGUCACCCAGGCAGCAGAGGAAAUACUGAAGUGUCACGGUUAUGUGGACGUCCUCCUCAACAAUGCUGGCAUCAGUUUCCGUGGGAACAUCCUAAACACGCACAUCGAUGUCCAUAAGGAGGUCAUGGAAAUCAACUACUUCGGUCCUAUAGCUCUGACCCAAGCCAUUCUGCCUUCCAUGGUUCAGAGACAGAGGGGUCAGAUCGUGGUCAUCAGCAGCAUCCAGGGCAAGAUCUCCAUUCCCUUCAGAUCUGCAUAUGCAGCCUCCAAGCAUGCGACACAGGCCUACUUUGACUGUCUACGAGCAGAAGUGGAGCAGUAUGGCAUCAAGGUCUCGGUGCUGAGCCCGGGGUACAUCAGAACCAGCCUCUCUCUGAACGCUGUCACAGGGAAUGGCUCCAAGUACGGAGUGCUUGACAGGAACACAUCAGAGGGCAAGGACCCGCGGGAGGUGGCCGGUGCGGUCCUGGAGGCGACGGAGCGCCGGCGGAAGGACGCGAUGAUGGCUGGAGCGCUACCCUGUCUAGCUGUGUACAUCCGCACGCUCUGGCCAUCGCUCUUCUUCAGACUCAUGGCCGCCCGAGCCAGAAAGGAGCACAAGGCCAAAGACCAAUAAGGAGAGAGCAGAGUGGGAGGAGACUGUGGCCAAAACACAGCGACUAGUAGCUGCUCCAUGCUCUCGUCACAGCAUCACCAGGCUGGAGUCUGCCGUAAGAGUCCAGCAAAGUUGCUGUUCGCUAUUUCAGAUCAAGAAGUUAUUUUGAGUAACUGUUGGACAGCUUCAGAUAUCUUUCAUGUCCUAUAUGAUCCCAGACCAUAAUCUUACCAUGCGGAGCUGAAAUGUGCACAAAUAACAAACAUGGACAGAAGCGAAGAUUACCUUCAUUUAUUACUCAGAUCCCUGGAAAAAGUAUUAAAAGUGCAUUUUUCAGACUUAAUGUUGUUGAAUAACAAAGUUCAUAUUUCACUGCAGGUACUUAAUUUUAAUGGCAAGGGGCUGUAGCGGCGAUUAUCCAGAAUAUUCAGACACUGUUGCAAGUUGUACUGGAGCAUCGUUGGGAAAAUAGUCCCAGCUGAGGUGGGAACCAUAGAAAACGGUUCAGGAAGUUAUGCCGUAGAAAAACUCUAUCCAAAAACCAUCCGGAGUGACUGAGAUGUCUGUUUACUCACUGAAACAUCAUGCAUGUUUGUCUCCAUGUCAUGUGAGAUGCUAUUCUAACUAUAUGAAAGGCAAAUAAAGUAAAACAAAAAACCUUUCAUGUUAAAAAAAAAACUGAAAA